AUGUCACAAUCCAAAAACCAUAUCAUUGGCCAGUGGGAGCUUCAACCAGUCACAACACAGACGUGGAAUGGAGAUAUCCGGCAGAAACUGUUCGAGGCCUUUAUUGAAUCACGGAACAACGACGAGAGGACAGUCGGACUUUUGCACGCAAAUCGCGAACUAGGCAUGACCGUCCGGGCACUAAAGGAUGACCUCUUUGUACUCAAACGCAACCUGCAGAAUCUUAAAAGGGAAAAUCUGGGCCUGAAAAAGAAAUAUGGGGACCCGUCGCGGAGGGUGUCUAACUAA
Penicillium canescens is the source of this 288-nucleotide messenger RNA. RefSeq lists its product as uncharacterized. The coding region runs from base 1 to 288 and encodes 95 amino acids. Lineage: Eukaryota; Fungi; Ascomycota; Eurotiomycetes; Eurotiales; Aspergillaceae. The record is from RefSeq and is a predicted model, not a curated record. The transcript has 2 exons.